AUGUGGAAGGAACAGAAGUUGUAUGGACUGAAGAAAGGGCAUGGACAGAAGAAAGGGCAUGACAAGAAGAAAAGGGAAUGGACAGAAGAAAGGGCAUGGACAGAAGAAAGGGCAUGGACAGAAGAAAAGGGAAUGGACAGAAGAAAGGGCGUGGACAGAAGAAAGGGCAUGGACAGAAGAAAGGGCAUGGACAGAAGAAAAGGGCAUGGACAGAAGAAAAAGAAUGAACAGAAGAAAGGGCAUGGACAGAAGAAAGGGCAUGGACAGAAGAAAGGGCAUGGACAGAAGAAAGGGCAUGGACAGAAGAAAAGGAAUGAACAGAAGAAAGGGCAUGAACAGAAGAAAAGGAAUGAACAGAAGAAAGGGCAUGGACAGAAGAAAGGGCAUGGACAGAAGAAAGGGCAUGGACAGAAGAAAAGGAAUGAACAGAAGAAAGGGCAUGAACAGAAGAAAAGGAAUGAACAGAAGAAAGGGCGUGGACAGAAGAAAGGGCAUGGACAGAAGAAAGGGCAUGGACAGAAGAAAAGGAAUGGACAGAAGAAAGGGCAUGAACAGAAGAAAAGGAAUGGACAGAAGAAAGGGCAUGGACAGAAGAAAAGGAAUGGACAGAAGAAAAGGAAUGGACAGAAGAAAAGGAAUGGACAGAAGACAGGGCAUGAACAGAAGAAAAGGAAUGGACAGAAGAAAGGGCAUGAACAGAAGAAAAGGAAUGGACAGAAGAAAGGGCAUGGACAGAAGAAAAGGAAUGGACAGAAGAAAAGGAAUGAACAGAAGAAAGGGCAUGGACAGAAGAAAGGGCAUGGACAGAAGAAAGGGCGUGGACAGAAGAAAGGGCAUUGA
Messenger RNA from Haliotis rufescens (red abalone), 840 nucleotides. Its product is annotated as repetin-like. The transcript has a single exon. The record is from RefSeq and is a predicted model, not a curated record. Lineage: Eukaryota; Metazoa; Mollusca; Gastropoda; Lepetellida; Haliotidae. The coding region runs from base 1 to 840 and encodes 279 amino acids.